Molecule: messenger RNA, 688 nt
Organism: Suillus clintonianus
Lineage: Eukaryota; Fungi; Basidiomycota; Agaricomycetes; Boletales; Suillaceae
Product: ribosomal protein L14-domain-containing protein
Exons: 4
Coding region: 129-536 (135 amino acids)
Biological process (GO): translation; ribosomal large subunit biogenesis
Cellular component (GO): cytosolic large ribosomal subunit; ribosome
Molecular function (GO): structural constituent of ribosome; RNA binding
Source: RefSeq, a predicted model, not a curated record
UAUCUGAGUCUGAGCCUCUGAGGUGACGGAAUAAACGUCUCGGCAAAUUCCGUGCCAAACUCCGACACAUCAUUCUCAACUAUACGACAGCGUCAACGACGUCGACGAACACCCUCAAAUAACUCCCCAUGACUGACUCAACUUUCAAGCGUUUCGUCGAGGUUGGACGAGUGGUCCUUCUCAAAUCUGGCCCAUCUGAAGGCAAGAUCGCUGUCAUUGCUGAGAUCAUAGACCACAACCGGGCAAUCAUCGAUGGCCCAACCACUGGUGUCCCGCGCCAAUCCUUCCCCUACUGCCACCUUACCCUCACCCCUCUUACCCUAACAAAACUUCCUCGUGGCGCAGGGUCUGGUGUCAUCCGCAAGCAGGUGGAGAAGGAGGGUCUCGUUGCCAAGUGGGAGUCCUCGUCAUGGGCUAAGAAGCGUGCUGCCAUGGAGAAGAGACGGUCACUGAACGACUUUGAGCGAUUCAGCGUGAUGGUUGCAAAGAAGCAGCGGAGAGACGUUGUCAGGAAGACCCUGGCAAAAGCUGCAUAGAGGAUGCUGGCGCUCUAUGGAUACAAAAUAUUGGACAUCUUGGUAGGAUGUCGCGUCGCUGCAUGAUUCACACUUCUCUUACAUCUGUUAUGCCUACCAUGCCUACCAUGAUAUAUGCAUGCACCACAUCCACGCUAUAUUGUUAAUCAUUC